Molecule: messenger RNA, 4194 nt
Organism: Rhodamnia argentea
Lineage: Eukaryota; Viridiplantae; Streptophyta; Magnoliopsida; Myrtales; Myrtaceae
Product: DNA repair protein RAD50
Exons: 27
Coding region: 40-3990 (1316 amino acids)
Biological process (GO): double-strand break repair; chromosome organization involved in meiotic cell cycle; telomere maintenance via telomerase
Cellular component (GO): condensed nuclear chromosome; nucleus; Mre11 complex
Molecular function (GO): G-quadruplex DNA binding; ATP hydrolysis activity; double-stranded telomeric DNA binding
Source: RefSeq, a predicted model, not a curated record
CUCAUGCGGUAGCGAGACUGGGUCUCCGGAGUAGCGAGGAUGAGUACGGUGGACAAGAUGCUGAUCAAGGGCAUCCGGAGCUUCGACCCGGAGAACAAGCACGUCAUCACCUUCUUCAAGCCCUUGACCCUCAUCGUCGGCCCUAAUGGCGCCGGCAAAACCACGAUAAUCGAGUGCUUGAAGCUGUGCUGCACUGGCGAGCUGCCCCCGAACGCGCGGUCCGGUCACAGUUUCAUCCACGACCCGAAGGUGGCGGGAGAAACGGAGACGAAGGGGCAGAUUAAGUUAAGGUUCAAGACGGCGGCUGGUAAGGAUGUUGUGUGCAUUCGGUCGUUUCAGUUGACGCAGAAGGCCUCAAAGAUGGAAUUCAAGGCCAUCGAGAGCGUCCUGCAAACUAUUAAUCCUCACACUGGAGAGAAAGUUUGCCUUAGCUACAGAUGCGCCGAUAUGGACCGGGAGAUCCCUGCUUUGAUGGGUGUAUCAAAGGCUGUUCUGGAAAAUGUUAUAUUUGUCCAUCAAGACGAAGCAAAUUGGCCAUUGCAAGAUCCUUCCACAUUGAAAAAGAAGUUCGAUGAUAUUUUCUCUGCUACUCGGUACACAAAGGCCUUGGAAGCCAUAAAGAAACUUCACAAAGACCAGGCACAAGAGAUAAAAACUUACAAGUUGAAGUUAGAAAAUCUCCAGACGUUGAAAGAUGCUGCAUACAAGCUACGUGAAAGCAUUUCUCAAGAUCAAGAAAAAACAGAUUCUUUGAAAAGUCAAUUGCAAGACUUGGAAGAAAGUAUUCAAACGAUGGAUGCUAAAAUUCAUCAUACAGAAGUAACACUGAAAGAUGUGAGGAAACUACAGGAACAGAUAGCAACCAAAACGGCGGAAAGAGGAACUUUGUUUAAGGAGCAGCAGAAGCAGUAUGCCGCUCUUGCUGAGGAGAACGAAGAUUCUGAUGAGGAGUUGAUGGAGUGGAAAACCAAGUUUGAUCAAAAAAUUGCACUCUUGGAAUCUAAAAUCGGGAAGUUAGAGAGGGAAAUGAAUGACACUGAGACAAAAAGUUCUUUCCUUAAGAAGUCGAUCAAUGAAUGCAUAUGGGAAAUAAGCAGGCUGCAAACUGAAGCCGAGGCUCAUAAUUCUUUGAAGAGUGAAAGAGAUUCUACCAUUCAAAAACUUUUUGCACGGCAUAAUUUGGGGUCUCUUCCAAAUACUCCAUUUGGCAAUGAUGUUGCCAUGAACCUUACAAAUCGAGUGAAAUCAAGGCUAUUGGAUCUUGAGCAGGAUUUACAAGAUAAAAAGAAAUCAAAUGAGAUAGAACUUAAGGCUGCGUGGGAUCAGUACAUGGACGCAAAUGAUCAGUGGAAAAAUGUUGAUGCUCAGAAACAGGCAAAGGCAGAGAUCAAGAGUGGCCUUUUGAAGCGCAUCAAAGGAAAGGAAGAUGAGCGUGACUCAUUUGAGCUCCAAAUAUCUGAUGUUGAUCUAUCUCAUAUAGAUGAGAGGGAGCAGAGCAUGAGAAUUGAGGUCGAGAGGAAGACAAACCAGCUUGCUGGAAGAGAAUUUGAAUCUAACAUACGGCAGAAGCAGAGCGAGGUUUACAGCAUUGAGCAAAAAAUUAAGGCGCUUAAUAGAGAGAGAGACAUUAUGGCGGGUGAUUCAGAGGACAGAGUAAAACUUGCAUUGAAGAAAGCUGAGUUAGAGAAUCACAAGAAGAAACACAGAAAAACAAUUGAUGAUUGCAAGGAUAAAAUUAGAGGAGUCUUGAAAGGGAGGCUUCCACCUGACAAGGAUUUGAAGAAGGAAAUGACUCAAGCUUUGAGGGCUAUUAAUUUGGAAUUUGAUGACUUGGGCUUGAAAUCCCGUGAAGCUGAGAAGGAAGUGAAUAUGUUGCAGAUGAAAAUACAAGAAGCUAAUGAUGGCCUGUCUAAACAUCACAAGGAUUUGGAAUCACGGAAGAGAUUUAUUGAGUCCAAGCUGCUUUCGUUGGAUCAGCAAUCUUCUGGUAUUGAUGCUUAUCUGAAAGUACUGGAGUCAGCGAAGGAGAAAAGAGACGUCCAGAAAAGUAAACAUAAUAUUGCCGAUGGUAUGAGGCAAAUGUUUGAUCCUUUUGAAAGAGUUGCUCGUGCUCAUCAUGUUUGUCCUUGCUGCGAGCGUCCUUUCUCUGCAGAAGAAGAGGAUGAUUUUGUCAAGAAGCAACGAGUGAAGGCUGCUAGUUCUGCCGAGCACAUGAAGGUUCUGGCUGUGGAAUCCUCAAAUGCUGACUCAUAUUUUCAGCAAUUGGACAAGCUUCGUGUGGUAUAUGAAGAAUAUACCAUAAUUAAAAAGGAAACGAUCCCUCAUACAAAAAGAAGCUUGGAUGAGUUUACUAAAGAGUUGGAUCAAAAGUCCCAGGCCCUUGAUGAUGUGCUAGGGGUUUUGGCUCAAAUAAAAUCUGAGAAAGAGUCAGUUGAGGCCUUGCUGCAACCCGUUGAUACGGCCGACAGGCUUUUCCAAGAGAUCCAGACUUUCCAGAAGCAAGUUGAUGAUUUGGAAUAUAAGCUUGAUUUCCGGGGACAAGGUGUGAGAACUAUGGAAGAGAUCCAACUGGAGCUGAAUGCUUUGCAGAGCACUAAGGAUAAUCUGCAGAAUGAAUUAGAGAAGCUCAGGGAUGAGCAAAGGUUUAUGGAGAAUGAUUUAUCCAACAUUCAAAUUCGCUGGCACACUUUGAGGGAGGAGAAAGUGAAAGCAGCCAAUACGCUCCGUGAUGUCAAAAAGGCGGAAGAGGAGCUAGAGCGAUUGUGGGAGGAGAAAAAUCAACUUGACUUCGAUGAGAAGCAUUUGAUGGAGUCUCUUGGUCAUAUAUCCAAAGAGAGAGAGAGGCUUCUGAACGAGUACAAUGAUUUGAAGGUUAAACUUAAUCAGGAGUACGACGAACAGGCUGAACAGAAAAGAAGCUAUCAUCAAGAAGUGGAUUCACUACUCAAAUUAUCUUCCAAAAUCAAGGAGUACCAUGAUCUCAAGAAAGGAGAAAGAUUGAAAGAGCUGCAAGAAAAGCAAGCUGUAUCAGAAUCUCAGCUCCAAGGUUGUGAUCAGAGGAAGCAAGAAAUUUCAGAAGAACUUACCAAAAGUAAGGACUUAAUGAGGAAUCAGGAUCAACUAAGAAGAAACAUUGAGGAUAACCUAAAUUACCGAAAGACAAAAUCUGAAGUAGAUGACCUCACCCGUGAAAUCGAAUCACUAGAAGACAGAAUACUCAAAAUCGGUGGCAUUUCUACCAUUGAAGCUGAACUUGGAAAACUUUCACAAGAAAGAGAGAGGCUACUUUCUGAGUUAAACAGGUGUCAAGGAACCAUGUCCGUCUAUCAGAGCAACAUUUCUAAGAAUAAAUUAGACCUUAAGCAAGCCCAAUACAAAGACAUCGACAAGCGAUAUUUUGACCAGUUAAUACAGCUCAAGACCACAGAGAUGGCAAACAAGGAUCUGGACAGAUACUACAAUGCCCUUGACAAAGCUCUUAUGCGAUUCCACACUAUGAAAAUGGAAGAAAUUAAUAAAAUUAUAAGGGAAUUGUGGCAACAAACUUAUAGGGGACAAGAUAUCGACUACAUCAGAAUACACUCGGACUCUGAAGGUGCUGGGACUCGAUCAUACAGCUACAAGGUUCUCAUGCAAACUGGUGAUGCUGAGUUGGAAAUGAGAGGGCGGUGUAGUGCUGGUCAGAAGGUUCUUGCUUCGCUAAUCAUUCGCUUGGCUUUAGCUGAGACCUUUUGCCUCAACUGUGGAAUUCUAGCACUUGAUGAACCAACUACCAAUUUGGAUGGUCCUAAUGCUGAAAGUCUUGCAGCAGCACUUGUGAGAAUUAUGGAGGACAGGAAGGGACAGGAGAAUUUUCAGCUGAUUGUCAUCACACAUGAUGAACGGUUUGCGCAACUUAUUGGUCAGCGACAGCAUGCAGAGAAAUAUUAUCGUGUCUCAAAGGAUGAUCAUCAGCACAGUAUAAUUGAAGCCCAGGAGAUAUUUGAUUGAAGAUGAAGAUUCUGUCCUCAUAUGGUAGAUGUCUUCUCAGAAUUCAUGUGAAGUAUAUGUUGCGACUCGUUUCCUUGGAUGGACAUGAGCUUUCUAGUAGCUUAUGUAUGUUCACUUUUCUACUUUCGCCUUUUCUCAUUGCUUGGAUUUGUGGAGCUACUCAUGCUCAUACUUCAGUAAAGAUGGCAUGUCAAAAAGUGCAAU